Trypanosoma grayi is the source of this 1152-nucleotide messenger RNA. RefSeq lists its product as hypothetical. The transcript has a single exon. Lineage: Eukaryota; Euglenozoa; Kinetoplastea; Trypanosomatida; Trypanosomatidae. The record is from RefSeq and is a predicted model, not a curated record. Bases 1 to 1152 code for a protein of 383 amino acids.
AUGUCGUCUAGACUGGAUUUCUACCUCCCACCGCCAGACGACCGCGCGUACCGCUGGGGGAAGAUCCAGCGGAUGCGGGAUCAAAUCACUAUGUGGCGACCGCACGCAAAGCGCCACGCAGAGCUGUCGGCUAGGGAUGGCGCUGGUGGUUCCGCUGCUGCUGCUGCUACUACUACUGCUGUGGAACUGCCUCGCUGGAGGAAGGCGGCCGUAUCGCCCAGCCGGCGCUGUUUAUCACGGCACGAGAAGCUGUUUCUGCAGUCGCUGGUGACGGAGAGCUGGCAGCAGCAGCAGCAGCAGCGGAGGGGGCGCACCGCCCCUGCUGGGCGCAUCACACUCCCGUGUGCCUCCAAGGACACCAAAACCAAACCCUCAACAGCUACUAUCACCGGCGUGACUGAGGUACCGUACUUUCACGAUCGCACUAUAUUCUGCCUACCAAAUGAAGGGCGCGAUGCUCUCGUGACUGACGACAGCAGCGGUGAUCAGGCUGAGCAGGGCGUGCGGGUCUGCUACGGCGUCACAUCGAACACAGCAGAGUUGCAGAGUCGCUCUGCGGCGCUCAGCUGUGGUGGCACGACCUGCACUGCGAAGAGUAACGCUAGCAGCCAAGCCGUGCCACCUCUUAAUCACACAGCGCCGGUGCCACCAUCGGAGGCGGCAACGAAGCAAGACCACAUGAUAGAUGCGUCAUUUGCUGUCAAAACUCAAAGUGUCGAGCUGGCGAUGUCGGUUCACGCCGAGCGCGUGCGCCGUCGUUCUUCGGUGCGGCGACCCCGCAGCGACAGUGUACGCCGCCGCACAUUCAGCCGCACGGCGGAGGUGCCCAUUGAUUGGGGGGAGUUCGGCCGCCUCUCGGCGGCUGGCGGCGGCGGCAGUGGUUGUGGCGGCAGUGGUAGCAGCAGCAACGUCACAUCGAUGUAUUCUGUUCCACAGCCGCCUGGGCACUGUGGUGCUGCCGAUGGUGCCCCCGCCGCCACAGAUGGGAUGCGAGGUCAAAACACCAUGCUCGGGGGCAAAGGGCCGAUGCGGCUCUACGCAAUUCGUAUGAAGCGCUACGUGUCCAACUCUGAAGGCUCCACGGAGAAGGCGGCGGGCGUACCGCGCAUUGGUGUGCCGGUGGAGCUCCCGGCGUCGUGGUCACACCAUUGA